CCGGCUGUCGCUGCAGACCCGGCCGACGGGGCGGGCCCGCCAGUUCGUUCACCCCUGGGCCUCCGUUUCUCCGGGACAGAGGGGGCUUGCCCGGGUGCCCCCUUGUGCCUGGCCCGCCGUCUCGGGACGACCAGCUUGCACCGCCGGCACCGCCCCCGGCACAGCCCCCACCCCUAGCCCUUCGCUGGCUUGACUCAGAUUUCAGUCAUUCUCGCCAUAAACCAUAGAAAGCUCCAGAAAGAAUGAUGUUUUAGUGUCUGAGCUUCAGAGUGACCCUUGUACUCAGCAGGGCCCAAAAAUCCUUUGUGGGACCACGUGUCCGAUGUUUGUUUUGGAAAAUAGGCCUUUUUGUUUCUGGCUGAAAUCCGGACACCCGCUGAGCUUCUCCCUUGAUCUGGAGGUUGGAGGAGGCCGGCCGCUGGGAACUUGUUUCUGGGGCACAGGCCGCCCAGGGUCUGCACCCAGAAGGGAGACACAGGCAGACUCUUGCCCUGGGCUGUCCACCGUGCCCCAGCCAGACGCUGGGCCAGGGGAGGAGCCUGAGUGGGUGUGAGGAGAGCCCGGUCAUUGGGGACAGGGGGAUACCCAGCUCCCUGGGCUAACACUGGUGUGUCUGGGUCAAGGAGCAGGACAGUGUAGCUCUGGCCUGCCCAGAAGUGUGCAGGGUAGAGGGUCAGAUGAUGUGGGGACCAGCACUGAGCUUCCAGGAGGGUGGAUCCCAUCUGGGAAGGGAAAGAGGGCCACAUCUCAGGUGUGCAGAGGCAGCAGCGUGCAGGGGCUUGGGGACAAUCUGGCUGUGGUGUCCUGUGACACCCACUUCUGCUGCCUCUUCCAGCUGGGCUGAGGGCCACUCCAGGACAUUCCUUGUCCUCCCCAGAGCCUGCCAGCCCUCUGGGACGGCUGGGAAGACAUCCUGCCUGGCCCUGACCUGCUGUCUCCCUCUGUUCCCUCAUUCCUGCUUUCCCCCCACAGGCCUUGGGCCUGGGCCUCUCAGCAAGCACAGGCCCUUUCCACUGCCCAGCUCUGCCAUGUCCCCAGCCAAAGGGGACCCUGGAGGGAGGCAGUUUGAACUCCAAGGUGUUCUUGUUACUGUCUGCUAUCUCAGCUAUUCAGGGUGAAUGCUUCCACAGCCUGGCACUGUCUGCUAACCCCCAGCCUGUCCCCAGCCUGGCUUUGUCCCACAUCGAUCCCUAGGGCUCGUCCCCAGAGGCCCCCAAGGUCUGUGUUUGGGAACAGCCAGGCCAGCCUUGGGAAUUUCCAUGCCAUGUCCCCACCCUCUGGCUGGCCUCUGGGUUCUGCUCUGGUUCCAGAUCUCAAUUAACUGGAUGGAGCACAGCUGGCCCCAGGGGUGUCCCGGAGGCUCUCAUUGGCUGACUGGAUAGUCAGCAGCACCCUGUUGGCUUUGGCUGGGACACCCGACCCAGGGCUGUGUGGGGUUCCCAGCACCUUGAUCUUCCCAGUGCUUCCACCUCACCUCCCAGGGCCUGCCGCCAACGAGGCAGGCAGGGCCUGUGGGAGGCAUUUCCCCAACAGGGCUGAGCUGACUCGGUGCCACAGGACACACCCGCUUGGUACUGGGAGCCCAAGUUGCAGAGUGGGUGGUGCUGGUAACCCCCCAGCCAUGGCUUGGUCUCUCCAGGUCCUUCACCAGAGCCACCACCAGGUGGUUCUGGGGCCUGAGCUAGGACCCCAUGUGAGGCGCCCACCUGUUGGGGUCUCCCUGCCCAGCCCCUCCCCAGUUUGGGCCCUGGCCACCUGCCUGAGCAGCCCGGCUGCUUGCCUGCCAGUGAGUCACCAUGCAGACACCACCCACGCUGGGCAGGAUUCCCACCCCACUGGCCCAGCAGCUUGGCCUCAGGGCCUGGCCGGUCAGAGGCACCCACAGCUCCUCCAUGGCCUGUUUCCCUGGGGUUGGAGAGUCAGGCAAAGUCAGAGUGCUGACCUCUUGUGUGCCUAUGCAGGGGAUGAGCUGGAGCAGAUCCGGCCCAGUGUGUACCGCAAUGUGGCCGGCCAGCUGCACCUCUCCGUGCAGUCGGAGCCCGUGGUGACAGAUGCAUUCCUGGCUGUGGCAGGCCACAUCUUCUCUGCAGGCAUCACGUGGGGCAAAGUGGUGUCCCUGUACGCAGUGGCUGCAGGACUGGCUGUGGACUGUGUGCGGCAGGCCCAGCCCGCCAUGGUCCACGCCCUGGUGGACUGCCUGGGGGAGUUUGUGCGCAAGACCCUGGCAGCCUGGCUGAGGCGGCGUGGUGGAUGGACUGAUGUCCUCAGAUGCGUGGUCAGCACGGACCCUGGCCUCCGUGCACACUGGCUGGUGGCUGCGCUCUGCAGUUUUGGCCGCUUCCUGAAGGCUGCCUUUUUCAUGCUGCUGCCGGAGAGAUGAGCUGCCCAUCUGGACAGGAGCUGUGGCUUGGCCCCCUGGGUCCAUCCCUGGAGGCCAGCCACACCUGGGAAGCAUCUCUCCUCUCUGAGCCCAUCCCUCUGCAGACCCAGGCCCCUGGAGGGGUGAGUGGAGAGGACUGCCUUUCGUGCAGCUGUGGCCCUUCUGGGGGACCCUGCAGCACAUGCUCCCUGAUGCCCCUGCCUCAGGAAGGGCCAUCCCAGAUACCGGCUGGCUGUGGUCCUCGGGGGCUGCGGGCCCUGCACAGUCCACCUGCGGAGUCUCUGCCUGCUGAAGUGGGAGGACUGAGCGCUCUGACCAGCUGUCAACAGCCUAAGGCUCCCGCGCUGGUGGCCUCACCCAUUUGUAGACGGGGGAAGUGCCCUGACCGUAGUGGAGUACUCGUGUAGGUUCCAGGCCAGUGUCCUGACCAGUGGACCUGUGAUCCUGUGGGCAAGGGGGACCCCCGGAGCUUCACCUCGGUGGAGGACGAUUGUGUGCCUGGCUUUCCUUGUGUCCCCCUCAUCCGGCUCCCAGGAAGCCCAGCCCCGUGGAGUGCCCUGCAGUCCAGGCUGGCCCAGGCGGGGUCCUGUAGCCCCAGCAGCCCAGCCCUGCUGAGUGGGGCCUGGGUGGCUGCACUCAGUGCCCUUCCUCUCUGGCUCCUGUCCCCACCUGGCAGCUCCACUGGCUAACAGCCUGUCCCCAGGCCAGGAGCUGGAGCCUGCCUGCCUGGCAGAGAGGGUCGUGCACGGGGGAUGGGCAGAGCCUGGAAAAUAAAGUCCCAACUGUGGUUUCACUGUA
Molecule: messenger RNA, 3178 nt
Organism: Ictidomys tridecemlineatus (thirteen-lined ground squirrel)
Lineage: Eukaryota; Metazoa; Chordata; Mammalia; Rodentia; Sciuridae
Source: RefSeq, a predicted model, not a curated record